Molecule: messenger RNA, 7724 nt
Organism: Acinonyx jubatus (cheetah)
Lineage: Eukaryota; Metazoa; Chordata; Mammalia; Carnivora; Felidae
Gene: FBXL18
Product: F-box and leucine rich repeat protein 18
Exons: 5
Coding region: 347-2539 (730 amino acids)
Biological process (GO): SCF-dependent proteasomal ubiquitin-dependent protein catabolic process
Cellular component (GO): SCF ubiquitin ligase complex
Molecular function (GO): protein binding
Source: RefSeq, a predicted model, not a curated record
CAGGAAGAGGCCAGUGGGGCUGGAAAGGAGCCUGCAGAGAGCAGAGGAGGGGGAAAGGAGCCAGGCCAGAGAGCCAGCCGCGGCUGAGCAGACGGGGUCCUGUCGGGCUCACCCCGCGCCCUAGCAGGACCUCUGGCACGGGCGCCGCACCCAACAUGGCGGCCGCGCGGGACAGGCCGACUGGCGAGAGGAAGUGCGUAAGCAGGCGCCGGAAGUGGCUGGAGCCCCCGCCCCCUCCCGGGGUCUCUGUGGAGUCGAGGACGCGCCGGCUUUGAGCAUCCCUGGCGGGCCAGGGGGAGGCCUUGGGGCUGCGGCUCUCGCGGCCGCGGCCCCGCCCGCCUUCGACAUGGCCAGCUCCGGAGAGGACACGUCCAACGAGGGCGACGCGCCCCCUGCAGCAGCCACUAUGGCGGUGGGCGCCCACCUUCUCGGCUUCUCGGAUGAGAUCCUCCUGCACAUCCUGAGCCACGUGCCCAGCACAGACCUGGUUCUGAACGUCCGGCGCACCUGCCGGAAGCUUGCAGUUCUGUGCCUGGACAAGAGCCUUACCCACACUGUGCUGCUGCAGAAGGACUAUGAGGCGAGCGAGGACAAGGUGAAGCAGGUGGUGAAGGAGAUCGGCCGCGAGAUCCAGCAGCUCAACAUGGCCGGCUGCUACUGGCUGUCGGGCGCCACCAUCGAGCACGUCGCCCGCUGCCGCGGCCUGGUGAAGGUCAACCUGUCGGGCUGCCACCUGACCUCCGUGCGCCUCUCCAAGAUGCUGUCGGCCCUGCAGCAUCUGCGCUCCCUGGCCAUCGACGUGAGCCCCGGCUUCGAUGCCGGCCAGCUGAGCGGCGAGUGCAAGGCCACGCUGAGCCGCGUGCGGGAGCUCAAGCAGACGCUGUACACGCCCUCGUACGGCGUGGUGCCCUGCUGCACCAGCCUCGAGAAGCUGCUGCUCUACUUCGAGAUCCUCGACCGCACGCGGGAGGGCGCCGUCCUGUCGGGCCAGCUCAUGGUGGGCCAGAGCAACGUGCCCCACUACCAGAACCUGCGGGUGUUCUACGCGCGCCUGGCGCCCGGCUACAUCAACCAGGAGGUGGUGCGGCUCUACCUGGCCGUGCUCAGCGACCGCACGCCCGAGAACCUCCACGCCUUCCUCAUCUCCGUGCCCGGCAGCUUCGCGGAGAGCGGGGCCACCAAGAACCUCCUGGACUCCAUGGCCCGCAACGUCGCGCUGGACGCCCUGCAGCUGCCCAAGUCCUGGCUCAACGGCUCGUCCCUCCUCCAGCACAUGAAGUUCAACAACCCCUUCUACUUCAGCUUCAGCCGCUGCGCCCUGUCCGGCGGCCACCUGAUCCAGCGGGUCAUCAACGGCGGGAGGGACCUGCGGAGCCUGGCCAGCCUGAACCUCAGCGGCUGCGUGCAUUGCCUGUCCCCGGACUCGCUGCUCCGCAAGGCGGAGGACGAUAUCGACAGCGGCAUCCUGGAGACGCUCGUGGCGUCCUGCCACAACCUGCAGCACCUCAACCUGUCGGCCGCCCACCACCACAGCGCCGACGGCCCGGGCCGCCACCUCUGCCAGCUGCUGGCCCGACUGCGCCGCCUGCGCUCCCUGUCCCUGCCCGUGUGCUCCGUGGCCGAGGCGGCGCCGCGGGCCGACCGCGCCCCGGCCCAGCCCGCCCCGCACGCCGUGCCCCGCGGCUUUGGCAAGAAGGUGCGCAUCGGCGUGCAGUCGUAUUCCGGCCCCCUCCCGGGGCAGGCGGCCCCCCAGCCCUCCUCCGUGUUCUGGGCCCUGCUGAAGAACGUUCCCUUUCUGGAACGCCUCGAGCUCAUCGGGUCCAGCUUCUCCUCUGCCAUGCCGCGCAACGAGCCCGCCAUCCGCAACUCCCUCCCGCCCUGCAGCCGGGCGCAGAGCGUCGGGGACUCGGAGGUGGCCGCCGUCGGCCAGCUGGCCUUCCUGAGGCACCUGACGCUGGCCCAGCUGCCCGGCAUCCUGACGGGCUCCGGGCUGGUCAGCAUCGGCCUGCAGUGCCAGCAGCUGCAGUCCCUGUCGCUGGCCAACCUGGGCCUGAUGGGGAAGGUGGUCUACACGUCCGCCCUCUCGGACAUGCUGAAGCAUUGCAAGCGGCUGAAGGACCUCAGGCUGGAGCAGCCCUACUUCAGCGCCAACGCCCAGUUCUUCCAGGCGCUGAGCCAGUGCUCCGCGCUGCAGCGCCUCUGCCUGGUGUCCCGCAGCGGCACCCUCCAGCCCGAGGCCGUGCUGGCCUUCAUGGCGCGCUGCCUGCACGUCGUCGUGUGUCACAUGUUCACCGGGGAGUCCCUGGCCACCUGCAAGAGCCUGCAGCAGUCCCUGCUCCGGAGGUGGGGGGAGCUGACAGGGAGGAGGCCACCGAUGUUAACAAAAUGCCAAAGACAGCCAUCAACCGGGAGGUCUCCAGAAUUUCCGGUGGCCUUGCCGGACAGACUUCACGUCUGUCUUUGCAGUUUGCUGCUGAACUGCUCAGGAGAAAUCCUAGCUGAGGUUUUCCUUUCCCUGGUUAUGGAAAUAAUAUGUUAAUACUCCUCUAAAAAUUUGGACCAUGCGUCAAGCUGCUUUUCAGUGAGAGCUCCCCAUGGUUCCACCAACCAGAGGUCAUCACAGCCGGCCGACCCGGGGUGGAGUUAUCAUAUGGUGUGUACUCUGAUUUUUUUUUUUUUUUUUUCUGAUUUUACUUUUAAGUGUUCUCUACACCCAGCGUGGGGCUCGAACUCACAACCACAAGAUCAAAAUUCGCAGGCUCUAUGGACUGAGCCAGCCUGGGGCCCCUACUCUGAUUUUAAAAAAUGUAACACAUUGUAGAUGGUUUUUAUGUCGAUAAAUCUGCACAUGAUUGUUAUCAUUUCUUAAUGUUUUGUAGUGUUUACUUUUGCAAGAGAGACAGAUUGCAAGCAGGGGAGGGGCAGAGAGAGAGGGAGACACAGAAGCCAAGGCAGGCUCCAGGCUCCGAGCUGUCAGCACAGAGCCCGACGCGGGGCUCGAACUCACAAAUGGUGAGGUCAUGACGUGAGCUGAAGUCGGAUGCUUUACCGACUGAGCCACCCGGGUGCCCCUCUGCACAUGAUUACUUUUCAUUCUGUUUUGUGUCCGUUACAUGGGUGGGUCGCGGUCUCUGGUCUGGCCGUAGCUCACUCUGUGUACCACUGACUCCCCUUCACCUUCCGCUUCAGGAGUCUUCCGGCUCUGGAGCCCGUGUCGGCGAGGGCAGCUCACCAUCGCGUGUCCACACCUCAGUAUGCUUGUUGGGUGGGAUGGAGUCAAUGUUGUUGGUGUGCCUGGGAUUCGGGGGGCUGAGUCGGGUGCAGGCUGUGCGGCCCAGGCGCUGUGGGCUUUGGGAGGGACCGCAGCUGUCUGGGAAGUGGGGUGCGCGGCAGGUCGUGCGGCUGCCCCGCCCUGUGCUCUCCCCACGCACCUGCUGUCCGUGCAGGCGAAGGCCGCUUUUCUCUGGUGCACGAUGGAGACGCUGCUGGGCCGGCUCUGCCCUUUCGGCCACGGGGAAGAGUUGCCAGUCCUGUGUCCCCCUCGCCGACUUGCUGUAGGUCACCGCGUUCCCGGGGGCUCUGGCUUCGGGGAGCUGGCACCUCCCCGCUGGACGUGUUCUGCCAGAGGAGCUGGGACUGGCCUGUCCGCUCCCACCCGUUGCCGAAAGCCGCGGCUCGGAGAACCCUGUGGGGUUCUGCCUCUCUCCCCGCUGAAGGGUAGCUUCCCACAGAGACAGGGACCAGCUUUCCAUGUACACACAGGAGCCUUCUCAGAAACUGAGAACAUCUGAGGCCACCACGCCGUUCAGAAGCCCGUGCUUGUGACAAGAGAGCGUCUGAACGUCUCCCUCCCCGUGUGGGUGUCAUUGGCCAACGAAGGUAAUUUGUCAUUCUGAUCCUCAGAAUCCUUCUCAACACAGUGCUCCGGGCCGCUGUGCUCUUGGCACGAAGAUGCCAGUCCCUGCUCUCAGCUUCUCUUUCUCACUCUCGGUUCUUUUCUCGAGGUCCCUGUCUGCAGCCUGCUCGCCUCCUGGUGGCCUGGUCAAGGGCAUCCCUCCCCUGGCCUCUCGGACCGCGCCCACCUGCCCCUUUCUUAGGGGGCAUAGCACUCCCAGUUAUGCUCUUUGCAGCCCCUGCAGUUGAUGAGGUCUGAGGCCCGGUGUGCUCUGUUUUCCGCGCCCGGGUCAUGAGCCGGGUGCAGGGCUGGGCUCACUGAUGGCCCCAGCGGGCACCUAUCACAGCCGACGCUUGGGGCGUGGCGUCCGAGAGCAGACCUGAGGUUGGCCUUGGUUAAAUGGACAUCCUGGGCGGAGGCCGCACCCAUCUCUCUGUCCCCGCGUCCCAGCACUUGGCACAGGCCCGGGCCGUGGCCGGGUCCCCCGCGUGCCUAGUGCCACCUCAGGGGAAUUAAGGGCCCGUUCCGGCCUGCGGUGCCUGGAGCCCUCGCGUCUCCAGUGAACCUCCUCGGAGCCUCUGCUCCGGCCCCUGCCUCGAUGCUGGGGGCUGUGCCAGCGCUGUGUAUCGUUGCCUCUUACUCAAGCCUCACGGAAGUCCUCUGAGAUACGGGCCAUUAGUCCUGGUGUACAGAUGGGGAAACUGAGGGCUCUCAGAGUCAGGUGAGGAGUGCAGCCUGGACCCCAGCAUGGGGAGGAUGGGAGGUUGUGUCCAGAGGGGAGAAGGGUUAGGGCCUUGCUGGGUGCUGUGUGGGCUCUCCAGAGCCACGUGGGCAUUUCACCCUGAGCCCGCAAGCCCUGAGGGAGGCUCACAGGUCUGAAGAAUCUUCUGUGCUUGCCAGAGCUGCACCCACGUCCAGGUUCUACCGGAAGCCUUUCUCUGGCCGUGCUGCAGGGGGCAGGGCCGAGAUGCAGCCCGACGGGAGAGGUGCUGGCCCGCCUCUGCGCGGGUGUCCCGGUGGCCUCUGCGCUUGUCUGUGGCGCGGCCCCUGCUGUGGGUCUGGGCCAGCACAGGGAGGCUCCGGCAGUCGGGCCGCACACGGGUGACCUGCUGGCCUUCCCAGUCGCGCAGGACCCUGGGCCGCGGGGCCCCUUGCGGCCUUGCUGCCAGAGCAGGGGCCCAGCUGCUUUUCUGCGAUGUCGCCAGCAGAUGGCGCCGUGGCUCACAGUAACCAGAAGGUUCCCGACCCGGCCCUAGGUUUCUGGCCUCCAGGCCUGCGUUCCACCAGGGAAAAGGGAAAGGCUGGGAUUUGUCAUCACUUUUCUGCUGCCUUUCUUUUCUCUUAUCUCCUUCCCUGCCUCAGGCUCAGGGAAUUGUGGAGCCAGCAGGGGGGCGCACUUGGCCCUGGGCUGCCCUGCCACUCCCUGCCCGGUUUCUCCCGUGACUCAGCUGUGACUCAGCCACAGGGCUGCUGUCACAUCUGCGGUCCUGUCACUGGGCGAGUGGCUCCUCUCUUCGGGGUCGGCACGUUCCCUCUGGUUUAUGUGUCUGAUCUGCAUGUGUCUCACAGGUCCCGUCGUGGUGCCCUUUGUGGGGGUGGCAUCGGGACUUGGGCUUGGAGCCCAGCCCUGCCUCUCAGGCUGCCUCAGUUUCCUCAGUUGGGAGGCGGGUUUGUGACCGUACCGGACAUAGUCAUAACGGUGGUGGCGAUGUGUGUCCCACACCAAGUGCAGCGUCCUGACAGGCAUCCGUUCUUUCUUUCUGUUCUUUGCUCUUUCAAGUUUGAAACGCUGACCACUCGGGCCUUUCUCUGACCUCUGUGGCAUCCCCCCCUCUGGGUUUGGAGGGCUUCUUCUGCACGUUCCCCCACUUUGGGUCCUCUGGCGUUCCCAUUGUCGGGUCUGGGUUUAGAGCUCGGACGGUGCCGUGGGGCAGCGACGCCUGUGGGCCCGGGGCUCUCAGGGCCCCUUUGGGGAGCGGGACGAAGCUUUCCUGCCUGCCGCCCUCCUCCCACCAUGGGCACACCCCGGCUUCACGGGGUCGGCUGUUUGCCCCCAAUUCCCUCCUGGCCUCAGACACCUUGCCUGUUGGUUCCGUUUGCUGUCUCUCCUAGAGACCCGGAGUCCUGUCCCUGCCAGGUUAGUAGCGCCUGGCUGCCCCUCUGUCUGGGCCCUGGUCAGCCUGGUGAGGAGCCGGGCGGCGCGGCCCUUCCUCUGUGGCGGGACUGUCCUUUGACUUUUCAGGUCUGAGCCGCACACCAAGCCACAGCUCUGCUGUCCGCUGUCCCCUGGCCUAGUACCGGGUGGGGAGGGCUCUUUCCAGGGGGCUGUCAGCUUUUCUGGUUUUCUUUGACUCUGCCCUUCCUGGAAGCUUCCUGCGAGGCCUCGUGGCCCCCGGGGGGUGGGCGAGGGCCGUGUCAGCCCUCCAGUGUUCUUGGUGUCCCACACAGAGUGACGGCAGCUUGCUUUAGUCUGUGUGGCAUCCUGCUGAGCUCAGCCCUACCUUGUACCCUCAGAUCCCAUCAGCUGGGCUCACGCUGUGGCCUCUUCACUUACUCGCUCUGUGACUUCAAGUCACUCUUCUGUCUGAGCUGAGUUUCCUGUCUAAAAUAGCGUCUCACCGACUCUGUGCCCGCCCUGGUGAGUGUUACACGGGCGGCGGCUGGACCUUCUGCUCUGCAGAUGGGGCAGCCCGGCUUCGUGAGGUCGGGGACUGUCCCGGUCAUCCUGAGAGUGAGGGGCCCUCUGCUGCUCCCAUGAUCCCCCGCGUGCUCUGUCUCCGUGGCAGGGGCACUCAGGGAAGCAAGACGGCGGGGCAGAAGAGGCUUGUGCCCUCAGGCGUCUCCUGUCCGUUGCUAGAGGUGUCUGAUGUGAGGACGUGCUGGUUCUGAGACUCAGCCAGGUGCUUUCCAGAAGGUGGUGGUGUUCCAGGCGCCAGUGCCCCGGGGGCCACACCCAUCCCUGGCCUUUCCAGGCCGCGCGUGUUUACUUGUCACUGACCUCUGUCAUUUGUCAUCCUGAGGGGUCUCGAGCCGGAGUGGGGCAGCCUCCUUUUUCAGAAAUGUUGGGAACCCCGACCCCGGGCAGGGGCAGGCGAUGUCCUCCGCCCCCCCUGAGCCUCUGCGCCUCAGGUCGGACAUUCCACGAGACGGGGUCACGUCUCUGCCUGCGAGGCCUGUGUGGAAAUUCCUUCCCCCAGGUGUCCUGGAGAGUCUUGUGCUGGUGAGGAAUGUGGGCCUGUGAGGUCGGCAGGCGGUUCGCUGCAAGUUCCUAGCCGCCCGAGCCGGAGGGACGUUCCCCGACCCUGCCCCGAGCCCGUGAGCUCCUUCCUGGCCGGUGCCGGGGCCCUGGCGGCCGGGCCGCCCGCGCCCCUGUGCUGCGGGGCUCCGUCUGCGUUUGUGUUCUGGAAAUGUGUUUAGAAACGAGUAAAGUUUACAGAUGGAACGAUCAAUUGUUCAAGUCUGGGGAACCUUGGGAGCUUUAGAAUUGAAAGUGGAUUUUAAAAUUCAGAAUUAGCGCUGUUUUGCAGCCUUAAUUGCUGGUAAAGGGGCAGUUGAGCUCCACCGUGAAUGGCGUUGCCUCACUACGGUUUCCGGGCAGGUUUCUGGGAGGAUUUCGUCAUUCCCACCUGGAUUGCUGAUCCACAUGGGACCCGGAAAAGGACCAGGCCAUCAGGGCUUUGCUUCUCGGGCUCAGCCGGGGGGAGCCCUUGGCCUUGCCUCACAGCUAGGAGGCUGGUGAGUUCUGGCUCUGUUGGUGGGGGAGGCCCAAGGGGCUGGAUCUGGGAGCGGGCAGGCCUUGGGCCAGGUGCCGUGGGACCCGCUGUAGCCG